Molecule: messenger RNA, 1017 nt
Organism: Aspergillus mulundensis
Lineage: Eukaryota; Fungi; Ascomycota; Eurotiomycetes; Eurotiales; Aspergillaceae
Exons: 2
Coding region: 1-1017 (338 amino acids)
Cellular component (GO): cytosol
Molecular function (GO): NAD binding; hydroxypyruvate reductase [NAD(P)H] activity; glyoxylate reductase (NADPH) activity
Source: RefSeq, a predicted model, not a curated record
AUGCUUAUUUUAAAGCGUCUGGAGCCCUUAUUCAAAGGUACCCCUAGAUUACUAAGAGUUGUAAAGGUGAAACCGGUCUCCAGCGACAAGCGAACGGUCUAUUUCAUCGACACCCUGCACCCCGAUGCGGUCGAGCACGCAAAGACGCUCUGGAACGUCGUCGUUCCAGGAGACAACGAGCUGAGCAACUGGAGAGAGCAUGCCACCGCGAUCCUGGUCCGCGGAUCUUAUGUCACUGCGGACGACAUCGCUCGCGCUCCCAACCUGCUUGCCAUUGGAAAGCAUGGAGUCGGCAUUGACAAGAUCGAUCAGGCAGCCUGUGCCAAGCGAGGAAUCAAGAUUCUUAAUACGCCAGGCGCCAACGCGAGAGACGUCGCCGAGCUCGUGGUGGCACUCAGCAUGACUGUCGCGCGGACCAUCCGAUCCAUCACCACGCGGCAAAUGACGGCUCCGGUUCCCAAGGAGACCUGCACGGGCUUGACGCUGCACAAGAAGACCAUUGGCAUUAUUGGAAUGGGCAACAUUGGUCGAACUGUGGCUGAAAUCUUCUACGGGGGCUUCGAUGCGAAGCUGAUUGCGUUUGAUGCGUACAUGUCUGACAAUGCCUGGUCUCAUCUUCCACAUCGCCGAGCGCAGACUCUGCAAGAAGUUAUUGAGGAGGCGGAUGUACUCACGCUGCACAUUCCACUGACUGCCGAGACGCGCAACCUCAUCUCCUACGAGCAGCUUCGACAGAUGAAGCCGGAUGCCAUCCUCAUCAAUGCCGCCCGAGGGGGCAUCGUCAACGAAGAAGACCUGACUCGCGUUCUGUCUGAAGGUCACCUCUGGGGCGCUGGGCUGGACUGCCAUGAGCAAGAGCCUCCAUCUGUGGAAAAGUAUGGCCAGCUGUGGGAGAACCUGAACGUGGUCAGCACUCCGCACAUUGGGGCGGCCACCAAUACGGCGCAGAGGGCCAGCUCCAGGGCCGCAGUCGACAAUCUGUACAGGUAUCUCUGUAGCAUUGAGAAGCCGACAUGA